Molecule: messenger RNA, 3399 nt
Organism: Oncorhynchus kisutch (coho salmon)
Lineage: Eukaryota; Metazoa; Chordata; Actinopteri; Salmoniformes; Salmonidae
Product: tumor suppressor candidate 2-like
Exons: 7
Coding region: 1192-1686 (164 amino acids)
Biological process (GO): inflammatory response; regulation of mitochondrial membrane potential
Cellular component (GO): mitochondrion
Source: RefSeq, a predicted model, not a curated record
UACGAACGUAAAGUUUGUGGUGCAACAUGGGGGGUCGCGCGCGGUGUCACUAAAACUGGGUAGCCAUCGGAUUAAAACGGGUGGUUAACUGGUCGUUAUUAGCAUUGUCAUCGAGAAUAGUGAUGUUCUGGAAUGUAUAUAUAUCUAUAGCCUAGUGUGAAAUUGCGUUUAAAGAAACGAUGUGAUGACCUCAAUAACAUCUCCAAUGAAAGCCUGGCUGGUCUGUGACAGAGCCUGAAGAGGACUCCAAGAACAGAUGUUGUUCAGCUGACACCUGUUCUGGCACACUGCUCAUCACUGCUCAUCACGCCAACACUUUCUCUGCAAGAUAGACAUCAUCUGACAUGAUCAAGGCUUAAAAUACGGAUGGUGCGAUGGUCCGUGGACGGAUUAAUAACAGCGAGACUGAGUUCGCUGCAUGGACCAGGUGUAGGUGUAGUCCAUGCUAACCAUGGGCAGUGAGCCCCCACAGGCCAUUGCUCGGCUGUUUGCCUGGGUCAACGGGAUCUCCAAGUGUGAGCUGAUUGAGCUGAAAGAUCUCAGCCUAAAUGAUCGCAUUGAGCUGGCACCGGAACCACCAGCCGCUCCGUCCCCAGCAGCACCCCUGACUCCCAGGCAGGUGAGAGAUUCCCAGAGGUCCAGCCAGGUGGUCCAGCUGGUGGAGGACAGUGUGAGAGUUGAGGGGCCCUCGUUGUUCACAGGGCAGGGUGGGAAGGGACAUGACUUCCAGCCUUGCAGCUACACCCAGAUCACAUGGUGCGACCUGUGUGGAGAAUUCAUCUAGGGCCUUUACAAACAGAGCCUGAGCUGUGCGAAACCGAGACGGAUCAUACACUGGCUUCAUCAGGGUCCUUUUUAAGCUGACUCGUCCCGUGUCACUCCCACCCCCUUGGAAGGCAUCUUCACCACAGGAAUCGGGGCAGCUGGAUGGGGGAAUGAAGUGCCGGACCUCUUUCUACCUCCCCAAAGAUACAGCCAAACACCUGCACAUAGGCUCCCGGACACAGGUACGAGAGGUCAUAGAGGCCCUGCUCAACAAGUUCACUGUGGUGGACAACCCGGCCAAGUUCGCCCUGUUUGAGCGAAGUGAACGUCAAAACCAGAUAUACCUCCGUAAGCUGUCUGACGAGCGGCCGCUCCACCUGCGUCUGUGUGCUGGACCUAGUGAGAUAGUCCUCAGUCUGGUGUUGAAUGAGACUGGGGAGGUCAAUAUUCGAGCUAGCUACUGUCUUCUACUUGAUUAACAACGUCCCUGUCUCGAACUGUCAACACCUUCAUCGAGCACCAACUAGCUACAUCUCCUGGGUGCAGUCUGGCCAAGAAAAUAAUGUCCUACAGUUGAAGAUGGGAGGUAGUGGCUCCAAAACCAAGGGUUAUUGGCCUUUUGCUGGUUCAGGCAGUGUUGAUGGUGAUCCAACCAAAGAGGGAGUCGACGAACAGUCGCUGGCGAGGCUCCGAAGUUUCCAAAGGGCGACGCCCUUCGUGUUUACCAGACAAAGCUCCCUGUACUUCGACGAGGAUGGAGACCUGGCCCACGAGUUCUAUGAGGAGACGGUUGUGACGAAGAAUGGCCGCAAGAGGGCCAAACUGAAGAAGAUCCAGAAAAACCUCAUACCUCAGGGAACCAUAAAGCUGGAGCACCCCUGCAUCCAUGUGGAUUUCCCUGUCGUUCUCUGUGAGGUUUGAUGAAGCCUGGAGCCACGUUUUGAGACCAGACUCAGACUAGCCAAUGUGUCAACUCCGUCCCCCUGUUUCCCUCUCCACCUAUACUUAACCCUGAAGCCCUCUAAACCACCGUGGUCUCCCUGUGAUGAUGUUUGGCCGGAGCCCUGACCUGUGAUGAUAGACAGGCUGUCUAAACACAUGAUUGUGUUGAGCCCCUGCAUGUGGACUCUGUAAAGUGUGGCCUGUGUGCAGUCACGUUACACAAAGUAGUACCUGGCCACUUACGGAGACCGUCGAUGAUCUGUGAAACACGUCAGUUAAGAUGGCUGAAGACAUAAUUAUUGCUCACGUUACCCUCAACCUGUUCAAUAUAUACAGUAUGUGUGUUAGUGGAUAUGGAAUGAAGUGUGACAACAGCUUGUCUGCCUGUCUCACAGCAGCAGUGUGCUCUGGUAGGAGGAUCCAUUGUACGUUGUAAGAAGAAUGUAAUGGGACAAUAUGAGUUGAACCAUGGGCUGUUAAGUAGAGUCUCUCAAAAUAGGCCGGCAAUCCUAUAUCUUUAAACCCUGCCCUAGAGAGUUAAUUUACCAUCUGUACGCAUUAAGGGGUGAGAUUUUCCGAUACCUGUUCAGUCUUCAGAGCUUCCAGAGUAAUGAUAGGGCUUCAGCUAUUAGGGCCAUAUCCUGAGGUCAGAGAUAUAGAAAUAUUUAAUGCACAUUUUAUGUUUACAAGUAAAACAAAAAAACACCAUGGCUUGAUAUAAUUUCCACCAUGUGUGACGAUGGCUCUGCUUCUCAUUUCCCCAUGAUGGAGCUAAACAAUUGGUGGCCAAUGUGAUGUAAGCUUAUCUUAAUGUAACGUGUUGUAAUGUUUGACUGGCUGUGGUGAUCAUGGUGUCAAGACCAGGGCUUUAUGAAAUGUUUGAGUGACGGGCUGGGGUCUGAUCCUAGCUCUGCAAACCUACUGAAUUGCUUUUUUUUUGUCUCUUUUUUUUUAGCACUGGCCCAGGCUUCAGACACAUGUACAGAGAAGCACGAACUUUAGUCCCCCUGGGAAAGUCCUCUGUUCCUUCACUGCUUUAGCGUAAUACAUUUCACUGUUAAUUUAUUUGAACUGUUAUAAUGGCAUUAUUUUUAAUUACAACUCAAAAUGUAUCCAGUUGGGUCAUGGUCCCUUUGUCUUCUACAUACCAUUACACAAACUGAUGUCUCCCUCUUUCAACUGUGGGAUUUCUGUGUUCUCUUCUCCCCAUAUCUGUGUUAUGGAAUAGGUUACUUAGUUGAGACCGCUCACUACCACUUCCACACUCCAUUCCCCUGCCAGGGGGCAGCAGCAACCUUGUCCAGGUGUUGAGCCUGGUUGAUAAGCACAUCAGGUGCUGCCAAUUCAGUUGGUCAGUGUCCCAGCUUGAGAGCCAUGAGGCUGCUGGGUUGGUUUGGUGGCCAUAAAGCAUUUCGUUUUGAUGUUGUCUCUUUAGUUUAGGUAUGCUUGUUUGUAGUUUUUUAUACAUUUGUUUCCGUCACCAUCUAAACAUAAUAAUCCGCUUGGGCUCGCCAACCCAAAGGAGUCAAGUCAGAGCUGGACCUAAGGCAAGGUUGCUGUCUCCCUGGGCACAUGUGCACCCAACACGGUCCUCAAACACUGAUUUCUCAUACAAUGAACUAAAAUAAACCCAACAUGUAAAGUGUUGGUCCCAUGUUUCAUGAGUUUAAAUAAAAAAUCCCCAAAAAGUUC